GCCCCGCACGGAGGAGGAGAAUCUGGCGAGCGCCUCCUUCCCUCCCUGCCGAGCGCGGCGCACACGGAGCAUGGAGCCUGCCUGAGCCACUCCGCGGGCAGCUGCUGCUGCGGCACAACAUGGAGGCGGCAGUGCCUCCGCCGCGGCUGCUGCUCCUGUUCCUGCUCGCCGUCGCCUGGGUGCUUCGGUGCAACUUAGGCUCAGUCGCCGCUUCUCCCCUCUUGCUGUUUGCUAACCGAAGAGAUGUUAGACUGGUGGAUGCUGGAGGAGUGAAGAUGGAGUCAACAGUUGUAGUCAGUGGCUUAGAAGAUGCUGCUGCAGUUGACUUCCUGUAUUCACAGGGUGUCGUUUACUGGACAGAUGUGAGUGAAGAAGCCAUCAAGCAGACUUACUUUAACCAAACUGGGAAUGUGGCACAGAACAUCAUUGUUUCAGGUCUAGUUUCUCCAGAUGGUUUGGCAUGCGACUGGAUUGGGAAAAAACUGUACUGGACAGACUCUGAAACAAAUCGAAUAGAAGUUGCUAAUCUCAAUGGAACAUCUAGGAAGGUUCUCUUUUGGCAAGACCUUGACCAGCCUCGAGCAAUAGCCCUGGAUCCAGCGCAUGGGUAUAUGUAUUGGACAGACUGGGGGGAGACUCCUAGAAUAGAAAGAGCUGGAAUGGACAGCAGUGUUCGGAAAAUAAUUGUGGAUUCUGACAUAUAUUGGCCUAAUGGACUCACCAUAGAUCUUGAGGAACAAAAGCUUUACUGGGCUGAUGCAAAGCUGAGUUUCAUUCACAGAGCAAAUCUGGAUGGCUCCUUCAGGGAAAAGGUGGUGGAAGGUAGUCUCACUCAUCCAUUUGCCCUAACACUGGCUGGAGAUACUCUGUACUGGACAGACUGGCAGACUCGCUCCAUUCAUGCCUGCAACAAACGGACUGGAGAGAAAAGAAGGGAAAUACUGAGUGCGUUGUACUCACCAAUGGACAUCCAGGUUUUGAGUUCCGAGAGGCAACCAUAUUUUCAUACACCCUGUGAGGAUAACAACGGUGGCUGCUCCCAUUUGUGCCUGUUGUCGCCAAGAGAUCCAUUUUACAGCUGCAACUGUCCCACUGGAGUCCAACUUGAAGAAGAUGGCAGGACCUGCAAAGCAGGUGCUGAAGAAGUGCUUUUGCUUGCUAGAAGAACAGAUUUACGAAGGAUUUCAUUGGACAUGCCAGACUUCACUGAUAUUAUUCUGCAGAUAGACAAUAUUAGGCAUGCUAUUGCAAUAGACUAUGAUCCUGUGGAAGGAUAUAUAUACUGGACUGAUGAUGAUGUCAGAGCCAUUCGUCGGGCUUUCCUUGAUGGAUCUGAAGCCCAAACACUUGUAACUACAGAAAUCAAUCAUCCUGAUGGUAUAGCUGUAGACUGGGUGGCAAGAAACCUAUACUGGACUGACACUGGUACUGAUCGCAUUGAAGUUACACGAUUAAAUGGGACGUCGAGAAAGAUCCUUAUAUCAGAAAAUCUAGAUGAACCUAGAGCAAUAGUGCUCAAUCCUGUGAUGGGCUAUAUGUAUUGGACAGACUGGGGUGAAAAUCCAAAGAUCGAGUGUGCUUAUUUGGAUGGAUCUGAGAGGAAAGUCUUGGUGAAUAGCUCUCUAGGGUGGCCUAAUGGUUUGGCAUUGGAUCUUGAAGAAAACAAACUGUAUUGGGGAGAUGCAAAGACUGACAAAAUUGAGGUCAUAAACAUGGAUGGAACCAUGAGAAGAACUCUCAUAGAAGAUAAACUACCACAUAUAUUUGGGUUUACUUUGCUGGGCGACUACAUCUACUGGACAGACUGGCAAAGGCGAAGCAUUGAAAGAGUUCAUAAAAUAAGAGCAAGUAGGGACAUUAUAAUUGAUCAGUUGCCAGAUCUGAUGGGUCUCAAAGCAGCAAGGGUAACCAAAGCUGUUGGAACAAAUCAAUGUGCUGAGAAUAAUGGAGGCUGCAGCCACCUAUGCUUCUUCACGCCUCAAGAGUGCAGAUGUGCCUGUCCCAUCGGACUGGAGUUACUCAGUGAUAUGAAGACUUGCAUCAUUCCAGAAGCCUUUCUUGUCUUCACCAGCAGAGCAGCCAUUCAUAGGAUUUCCCUUGAAACAAACAAUAAUAAUGUAGCUAUUCCUCUUACGGGUGUCAAGGAGGCUUCUGCUCUAGAUUUUGAUGUAUCUGACAACAGAAUCUAUUGGACAGAUGUUAGUUUAAAGACAAUAAGUCGAGCUUUCAUGAAUGGAAGCACAGUUGAACAUGUGAUUGAGUUUGGUUUGGAUUACCCUGAAGGGAUGGCUGUAGACUGGAUGGGAAAAAAUCUUUAUUGGGCAGAUACUGGAACCAAUAGAAUUGAAGUGGCACGUUUGGAUGGUCAGUUCCGGCAAGUUCUUGUGUGGAAAGAUUUGGACAACCCGAGGUCUCUAGCUCUUGACCCAUCUAAAGGGUACAUGUACUGGACAGAGUGGGGAGGCAAACCAAAGAUUGUUCGGGCAUACAUGGAUGGAACAAAUAGCAUCACACUAGUGGAUAAAGUAGGACGUGCCAAUGAUCUUACUAUUGAUUAUGAAGAUCAAAGACUCUACUGGACUGACCUGGACACAACCAUGAUUGAGUCAUCAAAUAUGCUAGGACAAGAGAGAGAAAUAAUAGCAGAUGAUCUACCUCAUCCUUUUGGACUAACUCAAUACAGUGACUUCAUCUAUUGGGCAGAUUGGAACCUUCACAGUAUACAAAGAGCUGACAAGACAAAUGGGAGAAACCGGACACUAAUUCAGGGGCGUCUAGAUUUAGUGAUGGAUAUAUUGGUUUUCCAUUCCUCACGACAGGAUGGCUUCAAUGACUGCGUGCAAAACAAUGGGUACUGUGGACAGUUGUGCCUGGCCAUACCAAAUGGCUACAGAUGUGGCUGUGCCUCUCACUAUACCUUGGAUCCCAACAGUCGGAACUGCAGUUCACCCAGCAGCUUCUUACUGUUUAGUCAGAAGUCUGCAAUUAGCCGGAUGAUACCAGAUGACCAGCAAAGUCCAGAUAUCAUACUACCCAUUCAUGGUCUAAGAAAUGUCAAAGCUAUUGAUUAUGAUCCCCUGGAUAAAUUGAUUUAUUGGGUAGAUGGACGUCAGAAUAUUAUUAAAAGAGCCAAAGAUGAUGGCUCUCAGCCUUUUACAGUCAUGAGUACACCCAACCAAAGCCAAAUUCCAGAAAAGCAGCCACAUGACCUGAGUAUUGAUAUUUUCAGCCACACUUUGUACUGGACCUGUGAAGGCACCAAUACAGUCAAUGUCCAUAGACUUAAUGGGGAGCAGAUUGGGGUGGUGUUACGGGGAGACCAUGACAAGCCAAGAGCCAUAGUAGUGAAUGCUGAGCGAGGGUAUAUGUAUUUCACCAAUAUGCAAGAACGAGCCCCAAAGAUUGAGCGUGCAGCCCUGGAUGGUACAGAACGGGAGGUGCUCUUCACUACAGGCUUGCUCCGACCUGUGGCUCUAGUGAUUGACAACAAGCUGGGGAAACUCUUCUGGGUGGAUGCUGAUCUCAAACGAAUUGAAAGCUGUGAUUUAUCAGGAGCUAACCGUGUGACUUUACAAGAUUCCAACAUUUUGCAGCCUAUGGGGCUGACUGUGUUAGGAAAUCAUUUGUACUGGAUUGACCGUCAGCAGCAGAUGAUAGAGAGAGUUGAGAAAACCAACGGAUACAAGAGGACCAGAAUACAGGGUCGAAUUGGUCACCUAACAGGCAUUCAUGCAGUGGAAGACAUUGACAUGAGGGAAUUCUCUGCACACCCAUGUUCCCGGGACAAUGGUGGAUGUUCACACAUCUGUAUAGCAAAGGGAGAUGGUACUCCAAGGUGCUCUUGCCCAGUUCACUUGGUACUUCUACAGAACCUCUUGACCUGUGGAGAGCCUCCAACAUGUUCUCCAGACCAGUUCACGUGUGCAACUGGGGAGAUAGACUGCAUCCCUAUGGCAUGGCGAUGUGAUGGAUUUUCUGAAUGUGACGAUCAAAGCGAUGAAGAUAACUGUCCAAUAUGUUCAGUAGCCCAGUUUCAGUGUGAGAAAGGACAAUGUAUUGAUGCACGUUUAAGAUGUAAUGGAGAAAUUGACUGCCAGGAUAAAUCUGAUGAAGCUGAUUGCAAUAUGAUUUGUCUCCCAAAUCAAUUUCGUUGUGCCAGUGGUCAGUGUAUCCUCAUAAAACAGCAAUGUGAUUCUUUCCAAGACUGCAUUGAUGGCUCUGAUGAAAUUGAAUGUACAAAAAGUAAAUCAUCCUCAGAUGAAUCUCCACCCCAUAGUAGUGCUAUUGGCCCUGUCAUCGGUAUUAUUCUUUCUCUUUUUGUCAUGGGAGGAAUGUAUUUUGUUUGCCAACGAGUUGUAUGUCAGCGUUAUGCUGGGCCCAAUGGACCUUUUCCACAUGAAUACGUCAGUGGUACGCCUCACGUCCCCUUAAAUUUCAUUGCUCCAGGAAGUUCUCAACAUGGCACUUUUACCGGUAAGGAUGGCAUCUCUUGUGGAAAAUCUAUGAUUAGUUCCAUGAGCCUCAUGGGAGGAAGUAGUGGUGCCCCUCUUUAUGAUCGAAACCAUGUAACUGGGGCCUCUUCUAGUAGCUCAUCCAGCACUAAAGCCACCUUCUACCCACAGAUUCUGAACCCACCACCUUCACCAGCCACUGAUCGCUCCCUAUACAACACAGAAAUGUUCUAUUCCUCAAACAUUCCUUCAACAACAAGAUCUUACAGGCCUUAUCUUAUAAGAGGGAUAGCUCCACCAACUACCCCUUGCAGCACAGAUGUAUGUGACAGUGACUACACUACAAGCCGAUGGAAAGCCAAUAAAUACUACAUAGAUCUAAAUUCAGACUCAGACCCAUAUCCCCCUCCUCCUACUCCCCGCAGCCAGUACAUGUCAGCAGAAGAGAGCUGUCCACCAUCUCCUGCCACAGAGCGAAGUUACUUCCACCUCUAUCCCCCUCCACCAUCACCGUGUACAGACUCUUCAUGAUUUCAAUAGAAGGAACUUGUUUUACCCCUGUAAAUAUAUUUUAAAUAUGAACAAAGAUUUUUAAAAUAUAUAUAUAUAUAUAUUAUGAUCUAAAAAUGGGGUGGGAACUGAAAAAAUGUGAAUAAAAAUGGGGCGGGGGUCAGGGCUGUGAAAAAUGUACAGUGGAAGAAUAUUUAUAAACUGUGGGGGUUUUUUAACUUAAUAUCCAUUCUUUUGUGCCAUAUUUGCCUUUGCAUCGAAGUCACAAAAUUAAAUUGACCUCCAAAGGAGGUGGAGAAUAAGGAGAGAGCUUUUUGAAAUCACCAUUUUAAUUUUAGUACAGGGGAAUGUGCUGAGUUUCUUCUUCCUUUCUAUUUUUUUAAGUAACAAAAAGAGGAGUAGGAAAUACUUUGUGAAUGAAUAGCAAAGUUGUUUGAAACACACAUGGGAAAUUCAAAAUGGUUUUGUUUUAAAGGAUACUUGAUCAUAGGUAAUGAACCACAAAAAUGCACUUGUCUCUUGGAAUGUUGAAUGCAAAAAGAGGCCCCUUCUGUUUUUAUUCCAUCAUUCACUUUCCAGAAGAAUUGUUGCAUGAAGAAAUGUGGAAUUUUGAAUCUUGCACUCACCCUCUUCACCACAAACCACUCUCACUAGGAUGAAUAAGCAUGCAACCCUUUAUAUACCUCCUUGUCCAACAAACUCUUUUCAGAAUUCUGAAACACCAAGCAUAACUUUUAUUUUGGAAACUGAGUUUCUCUUUCUUCAGAAGGCAUAAUUUCAGCUUAGCAAUUGUCAGGAGGCAUAUGGCCAUGAAUCAAGUGGUAGAAAUAGAAAACUGGGAAAGAGAUACCACUACCAGUUGUCUUGCUCUUUUGAAAGCAAACCAUUUUUUAUAGCCCAGAGAUGUAUAACCUACUGCCUUGGACAUGUUGUCUUAUUUGACUCAAAUAUUCUUGUAUAGAAAUUUUUCAAAAAUUAGGAUUGUGAUGUUUGAUAAAUUAAUCAUUUUAAAAUGUUUUAAUUUAAAUGGUAUUCAUGAUUCAUUGUGCAGCUGAUUUUCAAGUACUUUCUUAGAAGAAGCAUUCGUCAUAUCGCACACCAGGAGGGAAUGCCUCUUCAGAGAGUGUGCCUCUUUUGACAUUUGCAUGCAUCAUCUAAAAAUGGAGAGAAUGCUGUUUUCCUUCAGAAAGAACUAUGCUAUUGAUAUGCAGAUUUUAUGCUGAUUUAAUUGAUCAUAUUCAUUUUAACUGAUUCAUUGACUACGGUUUCUUAAAGUGGCAGUUCUAGCCGUUUUUUAGUGCUCAGGACUACAGUGCAGAUGUCCAGUGUGUGCCUGGAAUAUGCUAUCUGAAAGCUAAGAAACUAGAAAGCAAAUUUAAAAUGGAGUGUAUAGGUCUGAUUUAGUUUCAAAAAUCAAUGGAAACAAUGUCCAUGCUACUCCAACUAAUAUUGUGGACAAUAACCGUGGUCCACUGCUGCAAUCUCCUGUCAUGUAACUUUUCUGCAGUUAACUGAGAUAUUUGUAGUUUAGGAGCAGUCUGUUGGUGGUCUGCUCAGGCUACCAUCAGUGCUGAUCUAGCUGACCCUAGUGCGAUAUCUUUGCAAUACUAGCAUAGUACUGGGCUUUAUAGUGAUGUGUUGGCAUAGCUGUUGGAUCUCCUGCCCUUAGUAGUUCCAUGCUGGCUCAUUACAUUUUAAUAGCUGGUUACUAAUGAGUUUUUACUCACCAGUGCCAGGCUGCUGCUGAUCAAGAUGCAUUGGCCCAGAGCUCCAUGUUCACUUCUUGAUGCACAUGUGGAACUCCUGCAUAAGCAAGCUUCCAGUAGUCAUAUCACGUGUGAAAUUCACUCCUUGGAACUGAAUCAGGAAAUCUUUGUAUACAUUGGCUCUUCCACACCUUCAAAGAGAACAUUGGAUCUAUAUUUGUAUUUGAACAGAGUAAGUGGCAUGACAUGUUAGAAGAGAGGAAAGCAACUUGUAUUCCUACUAGUAACUUCGCUUUUAGUGUUCAGUACAGAUUGCUUGGAAGCCAGGUGUUAUAAAUGCUACAACAUGAACCAGUAAUAAGAUGACUGGAAAAGAAUAAAGAAUCAAAAAUACAACAAGCUGUUCUCACAGCUGCAGAACAGCACAUGCAGCAGGCUUUUGAGGGCCUUAAUAGCACUGACAGGGAUGAAAAAUGUUCCUUUUUGAACUCAUAGCUAGAUUUUGAGCAAAUGAUUUUGGGCAAAGCAAGUUGUUAAACUCCUCCAAACCCUUAUUGACAGGGUGGAGUUUAACUUCUGAUGUUUAUUCCUACCACUUUAUUCCUUACUUCUCAGGUUCCCCCGCUCCUCUGGUCAUUUGGACUUAGAACUGAAUUUCAUAGAAGCAGUUGCUGCUUGGAUUUGUAGGGUUUUUAAGUUUCUGUCCCUUAAGAAAUUAUUGUUACAAUCCUGUUCUCUACUUCUCUUAUGAAAUCUCAGCAUGGUGGAGAAAGAUUUAAAAUCAUUACUUGUUACUGUCAACUAUGCCCAUGAAUACUGCAAAAUUAAUGUUAAUUUCCUAUAAGCUUUAGGAUGUGGUAGAUGCAGUGGUAUUGCUUGCUUCUAGCACAGAUGUUGCUCAUGCUAAUAUCUAUUUGGCACAGAUCAAAGUCAUACGAAUGUGCUAACUUGUAGUGAUUCUCAGCUGAUCUCUGAUCAAUGAUGUAACUGAUAGAGUGAGAAGGCAGGAAAAUAUGGCCCUAUCCUAUGGUUUCAUCUCUGUCUGAAUUACAAGAGAUAGAGAGAUUUUCAUCCAGUUGUUUGACUUUAUGUGAAAUAACUGUAUUUCAUUUUCUGUUUUGCAUUUGUAGGGAAGUUACUGUUUUAACUGUUAACAUUACAGUCCUUGAUUCCAUGUGCAUGUUAAUUUCCUCUCGUCUUACAAGUUACCCUGAACACUAAAAGAGAAAGAUUUCAAUAAACUGCUGAUCUCCAUUAAAGGAAAAACAAACAAACCCUAGCUCUCAUUGCCGGUUUUCUCCACCAACUCUUUUUGAAGAAGGCUAUUCUACAGUGGGCUGGAUCCAAAGAACCACGAACAGAAGGAAAAUAGGCAGUAGUGGAUUUUCACCAAGGUUUAUACAAGAGUUCAUGCAGUGCUCAAAAAGUUCUGUAAUAAAAGUUCUCAAACUUUGGCUUACGUCAGAAGUUGCACAAGUAGAACAUCAUCUUUGGAUUUGGUUUCCCUUUAUCAUGCAAUGCUCUAAUGUGAGAUGUAAAACAGCCCUUACAGGAUGUGAGGUUAACACAAAGAAAGUGCUUAGAAAAUGAGUUUCAUGGCAGCCCCCCAAGGACUUUAUAAUCUUGAUGUUUUUCCCCCAGGCAGUAACAUCCAGUGCUUGGUUUAAAAGUUCUCUGUAAAACAUAUUGUAGUUUUGGGGUGUUUUGUUAGGACACUUGUAAAGAGAGAACCCUAAGAUCAAAACGUGUAUGGUCAGAGUUUGGGGCUAUAAUCACACUUUUUGCCCAAUUUGGGCGUCAAGAGAUUUCAAAAUGACUGGAAAAGAUCUGCUAUGUGUUGAAAUAAUUUGUGGGAUCAUCAUGGGAAAGAUGCAGAAUAGUGCAAAAUUUGUAUAUUGUAGGGAUUAAAGUUUGUUUUUCAGAAUUUGUUUUUCAGAAGGAAAAAAUAGCUCCUAAAAUCCCCAGUGGUUAAUCUUUAAAUUUAGUAUUAUAUGCGAACCCACCCCCCACAUUUAGCCUCUAUCAGAAACUAUGCAACAGUCAGACAAAACACUAUUGAGGCAUAUGUGCUAGGGCAAAACAUCACACUUGCACACCACUUUUGUAUAUAUGUGUGGUAUCUAUGUGGCAACAUUCUCACAUCACUUACAUAUUUGCAUAUGCUCAGUUUUCACUUGUGUGAAGUAUGAAUUGACAUUUCAGAAUAAUUUCUUCAAGAAUAAUGACAGCAAAUUCUUUCAUAGGAAAAUGUCAUGUUUUCCUUAUUUGACAGCAUUAAAGAAAAUUGGUAUACACAAAGCUAAUGCAAACAAAAUUAACGUGUCCAGCUGUCUAACAGGGUAGAUUAUCAAUGCUUCAGUGAGAUUAUAUUAUCCAGGGAAACUGGAGGAAUAAAUUAUACAAGGAAACAGUAUCCUUGUAAUUCAGAUAACUGUUUACUUCAGUGUUCUCCAUUGUGCAGACCCCGGUGGUGCCCCCUGACCUGCCUCUCCACUCCCUCAUCCCCGCUGACAGGGCGCACAUCAUCCCGCACACCUCCUGAGUGGUGGCAGGAGGUAUUAUGCACAUUAUGCACCCUCUCUUGUUUACUUUUCCAUUAUGAUCCCACAAAUUACUUCAAUCAGUUGUGGAUCUGUUCCAGUCUUGGGGGACUCUGGGGAACAGUGACUAGAUUAAAAAAUUGUUUCUAGGCUGUUCCUUUUAAAUGUGUCCCAGCAAAAAACCGCAGGUAAUUUAACAAAAGAACUUUAGACGCAAGGACCAUGGGACUAUUGCCUCUAAAACUGCAGAGAUGUAGUCCCCAGGCUAUGAGCCUGUAAUGGGUGUCAACACAGCCUCUUCUGUAAGUGGAAAACUUUUUCCAUGACCAGAAGUGCAUCUUUGAAUCCAACCCAUAGUCUUUAGAGAAACAAGAGAAAAAUAUAUUUUGCCAUUUCAAAUGCUCUGUUUUCUUGGCAACAGUUGCAUUAAUUGAAGAAUAAGUUCCAUAGAUUCCAGGAAAACAGAUGUUUUGAAACAGAGGCUGGAUGGCUACCUGUGAGAGAUGAUGUAGCACAGAGUUCAACAACCUAUGGCACAUGUGCCAAAACUAGCACAUGGAAUUAUUUUGAGUGGCACUCCCACUGCUGGUUGAAUUAACAACACUCCGUUCCAGGCAUAGUUUUCAGGGGCUGCAUGCUAGAAAUCUAGGCAACCCUCUACAAAAACCCACUGAUCCUGUGAGGGGUUGCCCCACUCACCCCCAUUUCCAGGAUAUGACCCUUGAAAAUCAUCCCCAGAGCCAAGUUGGAGAGAAUGUCUCCCUGACUCAGCUAUGGGGGUAGUUUAGAGGAGCUGCAUGCUGGAAAUCAGGGGCAGGGGGAAGAAGGGCAGCCCAUCCAAGAGGCAGAGUGGUUAGAGUCUAAACGUAUUACUAACACACUAAACCUUAAAAUUAGAAUGAAUAAAUGAAGACUUGUCACUCUAGUCUACUUCUGUAAGAUUGCUGACCCCUGCUGUAACUGAUUCCUGCAAGGAGUAGAAGAUUUCAAAGUUCCCUUCCAGCUCUAAAAUUCUGCGAUUCUAUAAUGUUAUGCAGUACUGCAGGCUAUGAUAGAAUUUAUUUCCUUUUUUUUUUUAUUUUACAUUUUUUAUCCCGCUCUUCCUCCAAGGAGCCCAGAGCAGUGUAAUACAUACUUAUGUUUCUCUUCACAACAACCCUGUGAAGUAGGUUAGGCUGAGAGAGAAGUGACUGGCCCAGAGUCACCCAGCUAGUAUCAUGGCUGAAUGGGGAUUUGAACUCAGGUCUCCCUGGUCCUAGUCCAGCACUCUAACCACUAUACCACGCUGGGUCUCUAUUUGACAUUGAUAUCAUUGUAAACUCUACCUGAAAGGAAAGGUAGCUAACCAACUAAUUCAGUUGAAAUGACUUUCUCAAAAUUCAGAUAUGAAACUAAAGUGCUAAAACAUUUGACUUGCACAGAGGUUUAGUUUGCAGAAAUAAUACUUUGGAUUCUAAUGUUAAUGAUGGGGAUUUUUUUCCCCCUGUGUUAUCAACCAAGAUCAUCUAUGUGAGUUGAUUUAACUGUAAGGUUUCCACUUUGUACAUUAACUGUAAGAAGCAGCAAAUGCUUUUUAGAACUUCCAGGCUUAACUUCCUUGCAACUGAGCAAUGGUUGUGUUUGUGUGUGGUUAUUCUUUUUACCUGGGAAUCUUUAUCUCUACUGACAUGGAUGAUAGGGCUGGGUAAGUCCAUCUGGCAGAGCUCUUUCUCGGGUCUUGGUGUUAAAAGGUCUCAGAAAAAUUGCCUAAUGCUCAGUAGUUGGUCGUCCUUUGGGUCCAUUUAGAUUAAUAGUCUCUUCAUUGACAUCAGUAUGUAUAUAGACUUAACUUUCAUAAUGCACUAAAAAUCUGUAGGUCUGAAAGUGAAUUUGAGCUUGACAGCCUGGUACACAGCAAUGCCUUUUUGGGAAUAAAAAGGUGCACCUAAAAGUAAGCUCAGUUUACCAGCAGCCUUGCAUUUGAAAAGAAACUCUUUAAAAAUGAAGCACCUUUAGGCAAGGAGCCAUGUUCCCUAGAGGUCCCUUGUGGUUGUGUGUGUGUGUGUGUGUGUGUGUGUGUGUGUGUGUGUGGUGAAAAGAAGGUUGCAAUGUCAAACAACUUGUAAGAUAAUAUUUGUGGAAAACACUUUGUAAAUAUAGAAUUGAAGUAUUUGCUUUUAGAAAUAGAACAAUUGUUGAUUUAUUAAAAAGAAAAACCUAUUGGCCUGGAACAAAACGAAGCAAACUUUGGGUUGCCAGGUCAGUUGGGAGAUGAGAUGGCCAGCACUGCUUCUGCCUGGUUUUCCACUGGGUUUGCUGCCUGCUCCUUUCCAGGUCUGCUGUGAAGCAUACUUGGGGUCCUGCUCAUUACAAUAGGGGCUGGGUCAGAUGAGAGGACCAUAGGAAAACCAGGCAGGAGAAGCCACAGCGGUUUCUGUACUCACAGAAGUGAGGCUCCUAAAGGUAAAAGGGAAGAACCUCUGGGUUAACCUGGCAACCCAAUACAAAACAUCUUGAAGAUGGGGCUUUGCUGUUGUACAUCAAAUUCAGAGGGCAUUUAAAAGAAAUGAAACCCAGGCUGCUUUCUGUAUUGCAUCUAAAUAUUUUGCAAUUGCUGCUAAUGUAAAUGUACAUGAAUAUAUACAAAUAUUGCCAAGAAUUGUUAUAAUAGACUCUCACGCCAACCUUUUUUAUACUGUAUUUAUAUUGUAAAAUGUAUUCUGCAACCAGCCUAAAUAUUUUAGUUUCAUACUUGUAUUGUUUUUAUAGACACAGUUUGUCAUACAAAGCGGGGUGGGUGGGGGGAGUGCCUUUGGUGUUUUUAAACAGCCUAGCAUAUUGACUUGGGCAAUUGAAAACAAAGCCUUAAAAAGCAAGUUGCCUCUUAUCUGUUGUGCUCUACUGAUUAAUUUUUCACCAAACAUUGUGUAGCAGAAACAUACUAAUGUGCUUAAUUCAUUUCAAACAAAGACAUUCAUGGAUGAUAGAAUUAAGCUUAUUUGUACAUCUUUAAUACCGCAUCACUAAAUAUUGACUUUAAAAAGUCAAUGUGCUUGGAGCAAAUAUUUCAAAGUAUCUUGUAGGGGAUUUCACUCAGAAAUGACACUGUUACAAGGGAGCUUCCACUCGGCCAACACAUUCAUCCCCUUUUGCUGGGGUUGCAAUGUUCAUAUUUUUGAUUAUGAAUUUGUAUGUAAAAUUAAGGUAACAGAGCAUCAGUGAUAUGUGCAAAUUAGCAUUCUCUAAGGUCUAGCAUUCACAAUACACACUGCUUAAUUUUUAAUACCAUUGAAUUGAAGUUCUUUCAUCACAAGCAAAGGAGUUGUUAAAAUCACUGGAUGGCAUCCUGAUUAGGUGUUUCAUUGGCAUAACUCUUGUGAACAUGAGUGUUGCAUGCACUCUCACAAGGGAUCCUUACACAAAUGAGAGGGGUCCUUGUGUGAAAGCAACACUCCUUCCAUUCAUCGAAGGAGUUAUACGAUGGAGCCCUUUGUUUAGCCCACUGUUCAGAGUAUAGCAUUCAGCUUAUAAAGGGAUUUCCUGAAAAUAUACUUUUUCUUAUAAACAUCCAUCCACAUACCACUGUUUUGAAGUUAUUGGCUUUACCUGUAAAGUUAACUCUCUGCAUUUGUACUAUAGAUGUUGAUUUGGUUUUGUAAUUAAAACCUUGGAAAAAUG
Messenger RNA from Hemicordylus capensis (graceful crag lizard), 12864 nucleotides. It is a transcript of the gene LRP5, whose product is annotated as LDL receptor related protein 5. Gene Ontology annotation, molecular function: Wnt-protein binding; Wnt receptor activity. The transcript is spliced from 23 exons. The record is from RefSeq and is a predicted model, not a curated record. Lineage: Eukaryota; Metazoa; Chordata; Lepidosauria; Squamata; Cordylidae. The coding region runs from base 120 to 4982 and encodes 1620 amino acids. Gene Ontology annotation, biological process: canonical Wnt signaling pathway.